AUCCCGCAUUUCUAAUGUAAUUGAUUAUAUUAAAUCGUUAAAAGAAGUUCUUUUUAAAGGAAUAAAAUAAGGCGAUUAAAGACAAGCUCCUCAGCAAUAAAAAAGUUAAUUUUAUGUCCAUUUUAACGUCGGAAUCGGUUUGUUUGCAUCAAGUUUGGUAGUGUGCGUGCAAUCGGCGAUGGAAUACCAAUUGACGUUUUUCGUGGCGGCUUGUUGUGACAACUUCAAUGCGGGAAAAAUAGUUGUUUUUCAACCAGCUUUACAUCUAUUUCUUUUCCUGUGCAUCAAAUAGUGAAACUUUACCGUUUUGUUGAAAUAAAAAUGGCUCCAGCAAAAGAACACGAUUCAAAGACGAGUCAGCAUGCAGCACCACCGGUCAAGAAGCCCAAGCUGGAGGAUGUGCACGAUGAGGAUGGUGGAAACAGUGGACACUUGGCCGUGAAACGGAAGCAAACUGUUACAGAUCGAUCGAAACAGUGUCCCUAUCUGGACACAAUCAAUAGACAUUUGCUUGAUUUUGAUUUCGAGAAGCUGUGUUCCGUGUCGCUGACCCGCAUCAACGUUUAUGCGUGUCUGGUGUGCGGCAAAUACUUUCAGGGUCGCGGUACCAACACACACGCGUACACCCAUUCCGUGGCGGAGUCGCACCACGUGUUUCUGAACCUAUCCACGCUUAAGUUUUACUGUUUGCCGGAUAACUACGAGAUCAUCGAUUCGUCACUAGACGAUAUCAAGUACGUGUUGGAUCCGGUAUUUACCUUGCGGGACAUUCGUAGCCUAGACCGGGAAGAUGUGAAGCAAUCGCGUACGGUUGACGGUACGUUCUAUCAUCCGGGUGUGGUAGGAUUGAAUAACAUCAAAGCCAACGAUUACUGUAACGUGAUCCUACAGGCACUGUCACACGUGAAACCGAUCCGUGACUUCUUCCUGAUGGAGAAGAACUAUGCCAACAUUAAGCGACCUCCGGGUGAUACGGCAUUUACGCUGGUGCAGCGUUUCGGCGAUCUGUUGCGCAAACUGUGGAAUCCACGGAACUUUAAGGCACACGUUUCACCGCAUGAGAUGCUGCAGGCGGUCGUAUUGUGGAGUAACAAGCAGUUCCAGAUCACGAAGCAGGGCGAUCCGAUAGAGUUUCUUUCCUGGUUUCUGCACAGUCUGCAUAAGCAACUACGAGGAAAUAAGCAACCGGACUCAUCCGUAAUUAAUCGUAGCUUUUUGGGUGAAAUGAAAAUCUACACCCGGAAACUACCACCAACGGAACUGGACGAUGUUCAGAAACAGCUACUACUGGCUACAGAUGAGUAUCAAGAAAAGGAAGAAACGUCCACAUUUCUGUAUCUGACGUGUGAUCUACCCGCGACGCCACUGUUCAUCGAUGAGCUGCGGGAAAACAUUAUCCCGCAGGUGAAUCUGUACCAGCUGUUGGCCAAGUUUAACUCAAUCUCGGAAAAGGAGUACAAAACGUACAAGGAUAAUUUUCUGAAACGAUUCGAAAUUACUCGCCUGCCAAAGUAUGUCAUCCUGUACAUAAAGCGUUUCACCAAGAACACGUUCUUCUUGGAGAAAAAUCCGACCAUCGUAAACUUUCCGGUCAAAAACGUCGAUUUUGGUGACAUAUUGACGGAGGAAAACAAAAAAACCCAUCAAUACACCAAAUACAAUCUGGUGGCAAACAUCGUGCACGACGGUGAACCCAAUUCCGGCACCUACCGGUGUCACAUUCUGCAGAAAAGCACCAACCAGUGGUACGAAAUGCAGGAUCUGCACGUGACCAACAUUCUGCCACAGAUGAUCACCUUGACCGAGGCGUACAUCCAGAUCUACGAACUGCAGGAAAACGACGAAACGUAAACCAGUGUUACUGUUCGAAGUUUUGCUUCGUAGCAUUUCAUUUACUUGUGUUUCAAUAGAUACAAUUUUACGGCUGGAAGUAAACAUAAAAUGUUUAUAUGAA
Messenger RNA from Anopheles funestus (African malaria mosquito), 1954 nucleotides. It is a transcript of the gene Usp39, whose product is annotated as U4/U6.U5 tri-snRNP-associated protein 2. Bases 322 to 1851 code for a protein of 509 amino acids. The record is from RefSeq and is a predicted model, not a curated record. The transcript has 3 exons. Gene Ontology annotation, biological process: spliceosomal complex assembly; protein deubiquitination; mRNA processing. Lineage: Eukaryota; Metazoa; Arthropoda; Insecta; Diptera; Culicidae. Gene Ontology annotation, molecular function: cysteine-type deubiquitinase activity; zinc ion binding.